GUUUUCUCUUAGCAUUACAAGGAUGGUGGUUGCUGGCGAACUGCAACUAGGUUACAGCGAUAGUUUUCCAGUUGAAGCUAACUCACGCUAACAGUUAACAGUUACAUUUAGCUAACGCCAACUGCUGGUGUGUGUAGUUGUACCCACUGCUACUGUAUUACAACCAGUGUUGUGGCUAAUACUAAUAGCUGGCGUUAGUUUGAGAAGUAUAGCGUUUUUGCAAAGGUGACUUUGGAGAUUUGUUGCUGCUGCCCCCUCAUCCCGUUAGCCGCUGUCAGUUUAGUUGGAGUCUUUUGUUUUUAGCCUGUAGAUGUGGAGAUAAAGCUACGCUGGUUUGCUGAAAUUAGGCAUGUGAAUGUGAGUAUUCGUGAGUACACACCAGCAGUUUUACUUUCGUGCUGGGCUGAUAGAGAUCUACACACAGGACUUUGCAGUUUUUGAGACUACAUUGGAGUCCGGACUGAAGAAAAGAGGCUGAGGAAGAAGCAUGACCACUGACCAGGAGCCCACGUUCACAGUCAAGCUGCUGCAGCUGCUGCUGCUCUCCACCUAUUGGGGAAUGCAGAUUUGGGUCACCUUCAUUUCAAGCUUUGUGAUGGACAACCACCUGAACAGACACACUUAUGGGUUCAUCCAGAGUCGUCUUGUCCCAUUUUACCUCCACUUGGGUUCAGCUUGUGCCUUCUUCAACCUCACCAUCUUCGCUGUGUAUCAUCCCAGAGACAUGCUGGAUGACAGAGAAGCCUUUCAGAUCUUCAUCUUUUUUGUGUCGGUGACAGUUGCGGCUGUCAAUGCCCAGUGGUUUGGCCAAAUGACAUCAGAGAUCAUGGCAGACAUGCACCUUAUCGAGCAGGCAUGCGGACUGGGGCAGGACAUCGGCCUGUCGUCCAACCGCGAAGCUUACGCCAAGCUGUGUGAGACAGAUGUCAAAUACAGACACCUCAGCAGUCGUCUGUGGCUGUACAGACUGCUGUCCUCCCUCUGUAACCUCUGCUGCAUUGGCUGCAACUUCUAUAGUCUGUGUUACAUGGCCGAAAACCUCGUCACACUUUAAAAAACCUGACACGUGGCAGUUAGACUGUUAAAUUUGCAUAUCACUCCUUUACAAAACACUUCAACAAUCAAACAGUAAGUUAUGUAUUUAAUUUAAGUCUUUCUCUCUCUGCCUUUUCGGUUAUGAGAUAAAACGUCAGGUAAGCUUUGUUGUUCUUGUGCCUUGGGGAAUAAUUAAAGGACUCAGCCUCCAUGCUUAGAUUUACUUGUUGUUGGUUUUGAGACAAUCAGGGUCACCAAAGUUGCAUUUUUCUCCUAAAGGUUGUAGGGAGGCAAAUCAGUUCCUGCAAGACUAAUGUUUGACCUUUUAUACUCCUUUAGUGUGGCUGAGGCUGGUGGCACCCUUGAGAUUUCCUUUUACCAUUAUACUAUGGUGCAUUUCAGGAAACACAAAAUAUGAGGAAUGUUUUUAACAACUUUGCACUCAUACUAUCAGAGACAUCGGAAAGAUAAUCGAAGUGCACUGUACCUUUUCUUAUAUGUAAGCAGCAGAAAGGUGCCUUCACUAAGGAAACUGCUCCCAUGCUGCUCAGUCCUGCUCUUCCUGUUUGGGUGCAGUUUUAAUACUUGGUUCGCAGUGUGGUGUCACAGGUUUGUCAGGCUUACCUUGCGCUAACUUAAGAGCACCUUUGCCUCUUGCUAGCAUUAAACAUAAGGGGUUGAACACUUUUAUUAUAUGGCAUACAGUCAGUACUACUUUUAAAACACACUUGCACUAGAGAUGUGACUGUUUUAUUGGACUUGGGUUUUAUUGCUGUUUGUAAACUGUUCCAUUGUAUUUAUCUGUAGGCGACCAGUCAUGCAGAUGUUGUAAGAAAUGUGGCUGCACAGGGGCUCUGCAGUAUUGUUUACUCAAAGACCUGAAUGGGAUCUCUGCAUACUGAACACUUUCACUAAUACUCCCAGUAUGACCACCAUGAAUAUUGUUAGCAUACACUGGGCCUCAAAUGGAAACUGUCACCUGAAUUACUGAAGUGUGUUUUGCUUUAUCCUCUAAUAGCUCUCGGUACAGUAUGUCUGAAUGUGUUCAUGCAUUGUGAAGUGGCAGUUGGGAAGUUACGCAGGAAUGAUUGGAAUUGAAGCCAGUUCAUUUUAGAGUUGCACUUUGACUCGAGUUGCGUUCUGUACAGCACAAGCGUCAGGGCUUUUUCUCAUAGUUUGCAUAUGUUUGCGUUGUUUAGUCCACAUAUCAAGGUGAGCAGAUCUAUGGUUAUAUAUUCUGUUUUCUUUUUACGCACAUGUUGACACUAUGUUAAACUUCUGCUGCUAUGAUGGCCCCUCCUUGUUGCAACUGUUAAAGUAAAAGUCUGCUAUCAGUGUGUUUCUUCUGUUCCUCUGCUUUUUGUUUGCAUUGCUUAGAAGAAUUAUCCAUUAAACCAAAGUUAAAAAAUGCCAUCAACCCUAACAGGACUUCCGUAGUCAGGACAGAGGCGGCUCAGUAGUUUCCAAAACUUCUUUCUUUCCUUUUUCUUUUGCUGGUUCUGACUGGACUGAUGAAGGUGCUUGUUAUAUGCCCAUUACAAACAAAAACAAUGCAAUAUUUCACAGUAAACUGUACACAUCCUUUAUGUUGUGUUGCCUGUUAGCUCGAAAAAUUCAGUGCAAGUGGUUUGACAGUAUUGUGCAUAAACAUAAAGGCUUUAUUUGGAUGUGACAUUUUAGAAAUCAUUUUUCAUUAAUUUGUAAAUAUUUAUGCUGGUCUGUUAAUGUUUGAGAAUGAAUGGAUUGUAACUGUUAGUGUGGCUUGUGUAAUACUGAAUGUAAGUCACCUGAAGACCACUGAGGCCAGAGGUUAUGAGAUGUUUAUGGCAGAGGGUUUGUAUCGAAGAUGUUUUGACUUAAGUGGUCAGUUUUUGUAUUAAAACAUGAUAUUUCUCA
This is a messenger RNA of Scatophagus argus, 2931 nucleotides long. RefSeq names its product transmembrane protein 205. The coding region runs from base 488 to 1054 and encodes 188 amino acids. Lineage: Eukaryota; Metazoa; Chordata; Actinopteri; Scatophagidae. The transcript has 4 exons. The record is from RefSeq and is a predicted model, not a curated record.